AUGAUUCUGGGUCCUUUCCACGCUGUAUUAACAUUUACCGGACUCUAUCUAUCUAUCUAUCUAUCUAUCUAUCUAUCUAUCUAUCUAUCUAUCUAUCUAUCUAUUUUUUUUAUGAGGCAAGUUUUACGUUGCCAAACCAAUAUUCUUACUUUUUUCAAUUUCUAUCUAUCUAUCUAUCUAUCUAUCUAUCUAUCUAUCUAUCUAUUACUCUUUUCUAAUCUAUCUAUCUAUCACUCUUUUCCAGUCUAUCUAUCACUCUUUUCUAAUCUAUCUAUCUAUCUAUCUAUCUAUCUAUCUAUCUAUCUAUCUAUCUAUUACUCUUUUCUAAUCUAUCUAUCUAUCUAUCUAUCUAUCUAUCUAUCUAUCUAUUACUCUUUUCUAAUCUAUCUAUCUAUCACUCUUUUCCAGUCUAUCUAUCACUCUUUUCUAAUCUAUCUAUCUAUCUAUCUAUCUAUCUAUCUAUCUAUCUUUUCCAAUCUAUCUAUCUAUCUAUCUAUCUAUCUAUCUAUCUAUCUAUCUAUCUAUUACUCUUUUCUAAUCUAUCUAUCUAUCACUCUUUUCCAAUCUAUCUAUCACUCUUUUCUAAUCUAUCUAUCUAUCUAUCUAUCUAUCUAUCUAUCUAUCUAUCUAUCUAUUACUCUUUUCUAA
Molecule: messenger RNA, 648 nt
Organism: Acanthosepion pharaonis
Lineage: Eukaryota; Metazoa; Mollusca; Cephalopoda; Sepiida; Sepiidae
Source: the annotation of a GenBank genome assembly